This is a messenger RNA of Fraxinus pennsylvanica, 3261 nucleotides long. The record is from the annotation of a GenBank genome assembly. Lineage: Eukaryota; Viridiplantae; Streptophyta; Magnoliopsida; Lamiales; Oleaceae.
AUGGCAUUGCCGACGUUUCCAUUGCACCUGACCACUCUUUCAUCUUCCUCUUUGUCAACAUUAAUCCAAAGGCCAACUCUCUGUACCUUCUCAGACCAUUGGGGUACAUGGACUGCUCUAUUGGCCACAGGCACUAUCGGCCUAUGGUCAGAGAAGACAAAGAUUGGGAGCAUGGUGAGUGCUGCACUAGUGAGCAUUUUACUUGGGCUUGUGGCGAGUAAUAUGGGGAUUAUUCCAUUUGAAGCGCCGGCGUAUUCAACAGUGUUUCAAUAUUUGCUGCCAUUAACAGUGCCUUUAUUAUUAUUCAGAGCAGAUAUGAGGCAAGUGAUACAGUCGACCGGGACUUUGUUCCAGGCUUUCUUGUUAGGAUCAGUUGCAACAGUUGUUGGAACAACAGUGGCAUUCCUGAUGGUACCCAUGAGAUCACUCGGCCAGGAUAACUGGAAAGUAGCUUCUUCUCUCAUGGGUAGCUAUAUUGGUGGAGCUAUCAAUUAUGUUGCAAUCUCAGAGGCACUUAGUACUUCUCCGUCAGUUGUAGCUGCAGGUGUAGCUGCAGAUAAUGUCAUUUGUGCGGUUUAUUUUGUUGUAUUAUUUGGAUUGGCCUCAAAAAUACCUUCAGAGGCUUCAACAUCGACCAAUGAUGCUUCUACAGCUAUGAAGUCCGAGGGAAACAAACUUUCUGUGCUCCAUAUGGCUACUGCACUUGCUGUUUCAUUCGCUAUAUGCAAAGCUGCCACUUCUCUUACCAAAUUGCUAGGAAUUCAAGGAGGUGAUCUUCCUGCAAUUACAGCAAUUGUUGUGGUUUUAGCAACUUUGCUUCCAAAAUACUUCUGCCACCUUGCACCUGCUGGUGAAGCAUUUGCUGUAGUAUUGAUGCAGGUAUUUUUUGCUGUUGUGGGUGCCGGUGGGAGUAUAUGGAAUGUAAUCCAUACAGCACCUAGUAUUUUCUUGUUUGCUUUCAUUCAAGUGACUGUUCAUCUCCUUGUGAUACUUGCAUUGGGAAGAUUGUUCAGAUUGGACUCAAAACUGUUACUAUUAGCAUCGAAUGCUAAUAUUGGAGGUCCUACGACAGCAGGUGGAAUGGCUACAGCAAAAGGAUGGGGUUCUUUGGUCAUUCCCGGCAUUCUAGUAGGGAUAUUUGGAAUAUCAAUAGCGACCUUUUUGGGCAUUGGUUUUGGAACGGUUUUGUGGCAGAUUAUGUUUUUCUUGGUUUUUGUUGGAUAUAUGUUUAUUUGGGUUAUGUUGGCCACAAAAACUUACAAAACUUCAUGGACCCCAAAGUUGAAUGAAAAACUCAAUUCCACUUAUUUUCGAGAGCAAGGGACAAAUCUUCUUUUGUUUAGUUUUCCAAUUAUGUUCAUUGCAGCACUGGGCAGUGUUUAUCUUCAUUUUCAGAAGAAAUCAUCAAACUCCGGAAGUUCGAAGGGAAAGAGCCGUUGUGUUUCAAUGAAACGUCCGGCAAUGGUGAGGGCUCCUCUGGGAAUUGUGAAUGGAGUUGAGCUGGCAUUUGCUGUCAUGUUCAUAGCACUUAUGAUAUGGUCUCUUGCAAAUUAUUUAUAUGUCAGUUUUGGCGCCCUCCAUAUGCAUACACCAGGAGAGAAAGUGUGGCAAGCAAAAUUUCGCAGUGUAUCCCUGAGGCUUGGGUACAUUGGAAACACAUGCUGGGCAUUUCUAUUUUUCCCAGUGACACGUGCAUCCUCAAUAUUGCCUCUUGUUGGGCUCACAUCAGAAUCUAGCAUGAAAUAUCAUAUCUGGCUUGGGCAUCUUUCAAAUGUUCUUUUUGCUGCACAUAGCAUAGGAUUCAUCAUCUACUGGUGGGCAAUGACUAAUCAAAUGUACCUGAUGCUUCAAUGGAGCAGUACCUAUUUAUCCAACAUAGCUGGAGUAAUAGCUUUUGUGGUUUCAUUGGGGAUGUGGGCAACAAGUUUCGAUCGAAUCAGGAGAAAGUUUUUUGAAGUUUUCUUCUAUGCUCACCAUCUCUACAUUCUCUAUGUAUUCUUCUACAUAUUGCAUGUGGGAGUUGCCUAUUUCUGCAUGAUUCUCCCUGGGAUUUUUCUCUUCCUUAUUGAUAGAUACUUGAGAUUCUUACAGUCAAGAAGGAGGGCCAGAUUAUUCUCAGCACGCCUGCUGCCUAAUGGCUCCAUGGAACUCACUUUCUCCAAGAAUCCAGGAUUGAGUUACAACCCAACAAGUGUAUUGUUUAUUCAUGUACCAAGCAUAUGCAAGCUGCAGUGGCACCCAUUUACAGUAAUUUCCAACAGUAACUUGGAGGCAGAUAAGAUCAGUAUUGCAAUAAAAACUGAGGGAAGUUGGACUCAAAAGCUUUAUAAACAACUUUCUUCUUCUUUGGAUCAUCUUCAAUUCUCAACUGAAGGACCUUAUGAACCUUCUUCAUCUCAUUUUCUAAGGUAUUCGGAUUCUUUGGUGAUGAUUUGCGGAGGAAGUGGCAUUACUCCUUUCAUUUCCAUAAUCCGAGAGAUCAUCUUCAGAAGUACACAACCAAACUUUAAAGCACCAAAAAUUCUUCUAGUAACUGCCUUCAAGAACACAGCUGAUCUCUCAAUGCUAGACCUCUUGCUCCCCAUAUAUGGAGAUUCUAUAGAUAUUUCCAAAGUACAAUUACAAAUAGAAGCCUACAUCACAAGAGAAAACGAUCAAAAAUCCUUUGAAAAUGCCCAUGAACUCAUCCAGGCUAAAUUUUUCCAGCCAAAUCCAUCAGAUUCGCCGAUUUCUUCAGCCCUUGGGAAAAACAGUUGGCUAUUGCUCGGGGCUGUAAUCUCGUCCUCCUUCAUCAUGUUUUUACUCUUUCUGGGAAUCAUCACUCGUUACCAUAUAUAUCCUGUCGAGAGGAGGGGACAGAAUUACCAUUACAGUUUUAAGAUUUUAUGGGAUAUGUUUCUUGUAAUGGCUUGUGUAUUUAUAGGAACUAGUGUCGUUUUCCUCUUGCAAAAGAGAGAAAAUUCUGUGGAAGAAAGGCAGAUUCAGAACGCGGAAAUGACAACACCAACCUCAUCACCAGCUUCAUGGUUAUGUGCUACUGAGAGAGAACUUGAAAGCUUGCCUCAGCAGUCCCUAGUGCAAUGUACAAAGGUGCACUAUGGUGCUAGACCUGAUCUAAAGAGCAUACUUUUCGACUGCAAAGAACCAGACGUUGGAGUUCUAGUUUGCGGGCCAAAGAGCAUGCGCCAUGAAGUUGCAAAAAUAUGUGCUUCUGCAUUGGCAGAAAACCUGCAUUUUGAGUCCAUUAGCUUCAAUUGGUGA